AUUGAAAAGAACCCUCUGACGACCCGGACCAUCCAAUAUACAUCGUACAUGAUAUUGAGCAAAACUCAAUUUCACCUCUAUCUCUCUCUUUCUCUCCCUUACACCCAUUCUCACCAGAAAACCUCACUCCCCUCCCUUUCGGACUACAAACUUUCGUCCAUCCAUUCCCAUCUCACCUCAUCUCAUAUCAUCUCAUAUCAUCUCAUCUCAUCUCCUCUUAUCAGAAACACACACACACACACACACACACACAAUGGCCGAACCAACCGCCCGCGCCGACCUCGCAAGCCGCCAACUCCCCUCCAUGACCCUCGCCACCGGCCUCCCCUCUCUCCCAGGCUCCUCCGCGUCCCGCACCGCCUCCGCCACGGACGACCCCACCACGCGCUUCGCCCUCCCCGGCACCGCCGUCAUCACCGGCGGCACCGGCGCCAUCGCCAACGCCGUCGCCCGCGCCAUGCUCCAGCACGGCCUCGCCGGCCUCGCCCUCCUCGACCUCGACGUCUCCUCCCCCGCCGCCGCCGCCCAGGUCGCCGCUCUGCGCGCCGAGUUCCCCGCUACCCGCGUCGACGCCCACGCCGUCGACGUCACCGACGAAGCCGCCGUCGCCUCCGUCCUCGACCGCGUCGCCUCGGACCUCGGCGGCGUCGACUACCUCGUCUGCCUCGCCGGUGUCGUCGGCUGCGUCCACGCCCUCGACAUGCCCGCCGCCCAGUUCCGCCGCAUUCUCGACGUCAACACCACGGGCGCCUUCAUCUGCGCCCAGGCCGCCGCGCGCCUCAUGGUCCGCCAGGCCCGCGGCGGCCGCAUCGUCCUCACGGCCUCCAUCUCGGCCCACCGCGUCAAUUUCCCGCAGCCCCAGGCCGCCUACAACGCGAGCAAGGGCGCCCUGCUGCAGCUCAAGAGCAGCCUCGCCGCUGAGUGGGCCCGCUACGGCAUCACAGUCAACAGCAUCAGCCCGGGAUACAUGGAUACCGUGCUCAACGAGGGCGAGGGGCUGCGCGAGGCCCGCGAGGUCUGGGCCGCACGGAAUCCGGCCGGCAGGAUGGGCAUACCCGACGAGCUCGGCGGCGUCGUCGUCCUGCUCUGCUCGAGGGCAGGGAGCUACUUCAACGGCAGCGACUUGGUCGUCGACGGCGGUGGUAUCGUGUUUUAGAGU
Colletotrichum destructivum is the source of this 1159-nucleotide messenger RNA. Its product is annotated as Putative short-chain dehydrogenase/reductase SDR, NAD(P)-binding domain superfamily. The record is from RefSeq and is a predicted model, not a curated record. Gene Ontology annotation, molecular function: oxidoreductase activity, acting on NAD(P)H, oxygen as acceptor. NCBI's taxonomy places the organism in Eukaryota, Fungi, Ascomycota, Sordariomycetes, Glomerellales, Glomerellaceae. The transcript has a single exon. Gene Ontology annotation, cellular component: intracellular anatomical structure. The coding region runs from base 254 to 1156 and encodes 300 amino acids.